CAAGUUCUCAUGGAAAGAUGUAGCGACUGCCAUGUCCUCUGCCAGACGUCGUAUGGAGGCUGAGCGACUUUAUGACGCAGCACUGGGAGGCUCUCCGUGCGAUGAAUCUCCAUUGGUUCAGAUGAUGAUGCGGCUACAGGAGGAGCUGCGGGCAUACUUGUUCUUGUUCGUCGAGGUGGCAUCCCUCGGAGCUGCGGCUCCGACUUGUCGGCCCCUACGAGAUUUCCUUUGGAAUGAUCCAGCAUUUUGGAAGGUCUAUGCCGGUGUUUGCUUCUCGCGUGUCUCCCAAGUCUCGGAUGCUGCCAGCUUGAGGGAACGCUUUCGCAUUUGGCUCUUUCACUUGGAAGAUGAGUGGGCGACCGACUUCCAGGAAGGUCUGUUACAGGAAAACCACUCCGACUUCGGCGCCAACUACCUGCAGCUUUUUAAAGAUGCCAGGUACAUCGCGUCGGGUCUCAUGCCGUGGGACAACUGCCAGCAGGUGAAGACGUUUUCGGACGUGUCCUCGACCAUGCUGCGGGAGUACAAUCCCAAACAGUUGGAUGAGAGAUGGGCAGCCGAGAGUUUCAUCUCGAAGGUGGAAGGCCGGGAAGAUGUCUUCAGCAAGGAUCAGGUGCGUGGCAUCAUCGAGGCUUUCGAGGAGUCCUUAGAGAAGUCCAUCCUGCAACAACACUUGGAGGGAGUGGAAGAUGCCCAGUGGGGCGAGCCAAUUGCAGAGGGAGCUGAGUGGCAAAGCUGGGACUUGGAAGAAGACUCCGAGGACUCCUUUGGCCUCGGCGAUGAGUAACGCCGACAGAUGCGAAGAGCCAAGGCCAGCAACGCGGCUCACGCAAUUGUGGUGACCAAAGGGUGUUGCCCAAUGCUUCGGCAAUACACUUGGCGACAGCAAAAAAACAUGGCGGCCGAUUGCUUCGGCCUUG
Molecule: messenger RNA, 920 nt
Organism: Cladocopium goreaui
Lineage: Eukaryota; Dinophyceae; Suessiales; Symbiodiniaceae
Source: the annotation of a GenBank genome assembly